This is a messenger RNA of Liolophura sinensis, 3463 nucleotides long. RefSeq names its product aquaporin AQPAe.a-like. Bases 770 to 1762 code for a protein of 330 amino acids. The record is from RefSeq and is a predicted model, not a curated record. Gene Ontology annotation, molecular function: water channel activity. Gene Ontology annotation, cellular component: plasma membrane. The transcript has 3 exons. Gene Ontology annotation, biological process: transmembrane transport; water transport. NCBI's taxonomy places the organism in Eukaryota, Metazoa, Mollusca, Polyplacophora, Chitonida, Chitonidae.
AAAAUUAGGACAAGUGUUAAAACGGCUACAUAUAUAUGUAGCCGUAUGAACAAGUCCCUGGGGACAAGAAUGUUAGCUUUAAUUAGCCUUUUGAAAGGUAAAAAAAAUUGACCGCCAAUUGACUCUAUUCAUGACGAGGCAUCCAUAUAAAGUUUGUUAACUUCAGGAAGUCUACAACCCGACGUGAUGGGACUUUGUUAUCAGUCAGAAAGCGAAUGGUGGCGGAUGAAAACAGGCGUGGUACGUCUCACCUGGCCAAGGUAACGUAUGUGCGAAGAUCGGGCGGCAGAUGUUUACUCCUCUAUAGUGCGGUGGAGCGUAACCAUGAUGGUGAAGUUGCACAAGCGUGACAAUCCAUCCGCACAUAACGUCUGUGAGAGUAAUUAGCUUCGUUGCAUCCAUGGUAUGCUGACUAAUGGAGUCACGUGAUCUCGACACUAUAACCGACGUACUGUAAGAAACCGUUUAAAAGGGAGGUUGACAUGAAGGCGUAACUGGACAAAUGCUAUAGGUCUGUUAGAGCGUGCGUAAAGUGUUUCCGGAUAUAGGGACUACACAUAGCACAUGUCAGCUGACACAACUUAUCAAGUGUCGUCUAUGCCGGUAGGCCAGGGUUCAGUGAGUAUACCUGUCAAUUAUCCUACCAGCGUAACUACUUACAUGUAGACUGUGGUGACGUUAGUGAAUACCAGCGUUACCAGUCUGACUCUCGGUGUGCAGUUGGAGGAAGCAGUUGUGGGACACCUCUGAUGAUCGAUAGGGUGUCUGUAUGAGCUCUCCAGACACCUCCCUGUUGAAGAGUCACAAGGCGCCCCCAGAGGGACGCUCAGGGUCCAGUCAUCUUCUCCGGACACUCAGAAUGCUGACCAGCCUGGACGAUAUCCGCUCCCUCCGCUUCUGGAAAGCGGUCAUGGCCGAAAUGGUCGGGGUGAUUUUUCUUGUAUUCGUCGGGUGCGGUUCCUGCACAGGUUGGGCGGCUGCCGAAGCACCUCUUAACGGUUCAUACAGAUCGGACGUCAGUGAGGAGCUGAAGAAUCCGUCAGUGGUGCAGAUCGCCUUGUCUUUCGGCCUGAUCGUUGCCACCAUGGUCUGGUGCAUUGGUCACGUCAGCGGCGGUCACAUCAACCCCGCCGUCACGGCCGCCAUGUGCGUCACUCGCAAAAUUAGUUUGGCGCGAGGAUUCUUUUACGUGAUCGCCCAAUGUGCCGGAGCGAUUCUUGGGGCGGGGGUUCUCAAAGCGGUAACACCUACCCCAUACUCCGGCUCCCUCGGGUCCACAAUUGUUAGCCCUCUCAUCACCCCCGCACAAGGUGUCGGCAUAGAAUUCCUCAUCACGUUUGUACUGGUGCUAACGGUGUUUGCGUCUUGCGAUAGUCGGCGAACCGACUUGGCGGGUUCUGCCCCUCUAACCAUCGGUCUGUCUGUCACAGCCUGUCAUCUCGCUGCCAUCCGUUAUACAGGAUCCAGUAUGAACCCAGCUAGGAGCUUCGGGCCGCCCACCAUAAUGGGAACGUGGGACCAUCAUUGGGUGUAUUGGUUGGGUCCCCUGGCAGGUGGUGUAGUAGCUGGGCUAAUCUAUGAUAACGUCUUCGCUGCCAACUCUUCGUGGAAGAAAGCCAGAGCCUGUAUGUUAUCCAGCGAUUAUGACGACCGGAAAUAUGAAGCGGCUAAAACGAAAAUUCGAAUCAUCGACGACGACAGCUCGGACCUGAUCUCGGAGAAAAAAAGACUCAGCGACGAUUCUCCAGAAUCGAAUGUCUAAAGUCACUAGUCACGUGUCUUCAUUUGACUGCAUGCAUGCAGCAUUUCAUAACCAUCGCAUCGCAUAUAGGUUAAAACGAACUAAUCUGCACGAUUGUGGCAGCUGGGAACCUGUACAUGCAUGCUUAUCUAUACCUUUGAAAGCCAAGACUGCGGUGACUGCUUGGUGAAAUUCCCUUGCACAGACAUUACCAGUGGGCUAAAUUUGAAGCGCAGUUGACCAUUUAUAAAAUGGCAGUCAUGCGACUGUUCUCAGAUCAACAGAGAAUAUAAAAGUAUACAGCACUCGACCUACGUAUGCCGCAAAGCGAUUUCCGAUCAAAGUAUAUAUGAAAAUAUGUUUAGAUUUAUCUAACUUUUUUUUUUCCCUCGAAGUUAAAAUUGUGAACACCUCCUUGAUGGUGUUUGGUGAAGGCAAAAUAUAUCACAAUUUUAACUUCUGUAACAGUUAACCACAAACAUUGUUUUAAAGAUAUGAAUGACUUUAGUACGACAAAGUCACUGUGAGAAGUUGGAACUGAGCUGUUAAAAGCUAUAUGGGCGCCAGUUCGCGGAAAACUGUCUCAGUCAUAACAAUAUGCAAUAUAAUGGCUUCCACUGAUACACCCUACAAAUUCCACUAUAUAUAUAGGCUAAGCCUUUCAUGUUUAACAUUAUAGCCACCAUUAUAAUUAAAUUUAGAAAAUAAAUGGAUUUCACCAGAGUAGCACAGGGUAUAUUAUUACACGGAUAAAAUAUAUGCGAUCAACUAAAACCAUGCAUAGAUUUUGAGAAAGAAAAAAAAAAGCUUUAAGAUUGGAGCGCCAGAAACUAAAGUAUAUGAGCAUGUAAGUUCAGCAUUAGUAUAGGCCUAUGUUUAUCUACUGUGCUCUGCAAUAUUUAACAACGUAUAAUGUAAUAAACUUCCCAGCGUUUAAGGAUUGACCCUUUGGUCUUCAGAUCCAGAACUCGACCUAGUGCCAACUCGAUGCCACAUAUUUUAGAGCUGAAGGAAAGAGGUAUUGAAGACAGGGCCAUAAAACGGCCAUAAUGAGGGCGAUUAAACACCCUUAAGACGAGUGACAAACGGGUGGAAAAAGCCACACUGCAUACACAAGAUAUACAGAUCCUAAAUAUAUGUCUUUCUUAAGUUGGUAGUGGACCAAAUGACCAAACCGUCACUUCUUCGGACAAGGACAUUCACGCUUUUGACCCCUAUCCAUGUACACGUCCAUCUUGAUAAGGAUCUUGACAUUUUCUCCAAAAGCAUGAGUAUGUGAUGCGUGCAGUGUAUGACAGAUUAGAGUUUCAGUCUGUCUUAUGUAUAUAUAUAUAUAUAUAUCCGGCAUACCUAUCUUCAGUAAGGCCUACUGUAGAUAUACAAUGGUCUCGCUAGAGAUAGAGCAUGGGAAUUGGGGAGUUCAGCUUAUGAUAGAAGAGAGACUAUAUCAAUAGCAAGGCUAAUGCACGUACACAUUAUAAAUAUAGCACUUUAAGGGGAAAGUCUGGGUGUGUCUACUGAAGUAUGAGAUUAGAGAACGACUCUUACUGCGUUUGCGAGGUGACAUGUAUAGAAAGUAUAAGUACUACAUAGUCAGAGACACGAUUGGUUCUAGAUACUGUAAUGGACAUAUGCAAUAUUACCUACAGGGCCUACAGAAUCUGUGCACUUUUGUAAUAUUUAUAUAUUUUUGAAGAACCCAUACAGUUAUGAGUUAUCUAA